Messenger RNA from Anas platyrhynchos (mallard), 3911 nucleotides. RefSeq names its product protein-arginine deiminase type-3. NCBI's taxonomy places the organism in Eukaryota, Metazoa, Chordata, Aves, Anseriformes, Anatidae. The record is from RefSeq and is a predicted model, not a curated record. Gene Ontology annotation, cellular component: nucleus; cytoplasm. Gene Ontology annotation, molecular function: protein-arginine deiminase activity; calcium ion binding.
ACUGAAUAUUUCAUGGCGUGGGGUUCUCCAGGGUGGCAGCAUUUCUUUGUUAUGUUGGGGAAAAAAAGCACCGUUUGGGAGAAAGCAGAGGCUGGGGGCGUUCUCGGGGUGCGUUCCCCUGCCGCUGAUUCAUGCUUUGUCGCUGGAAGGCUCAGCAGUGCGCACCCAGCUGACAGCCCAGAGGUGGGAUCAGGCCAGGCUUUGGUUAAUCCCCUCCCCGCGGCCAGGCUUUAUAAUCCCCUCGUGCCACCCGUCACAGCACCCAAGGGUGCCCGGUGCCGCCGGCAUGGCCCAGCAGCGCCGUGUCCACCUCUGCACCCAGCGCCCCACCAGCACCGUCUGCGUGCUGGGCACCGAGCUCUCCCUCGACGUCCUGGGGUCGGCGCCCAAAGAUGCCGUUGCCUUCCACGUGCAGGGGACGCCGGGCGUGAAGGUCUACGUGGUGCACGAGACGCAGAGCGUGAAGCUGCCCUCCAGCGUCGGCCGCUGGCCCCUGGCCCCCAGCACCGAGGUGCUGGUGACCAUGGAGGCGCUCAGCAAAGAUGUUGGUGAUGAAAAGGUCAGGAUUUCCUAUUUUGGGGAGGCCAGCGGGGUGCCGGUGGGCAGAGCCAUGCUGUACCUCACCUGCGUGGACAUCUCACUGGACGCCGACACCAGCCGCAGCGGGUCGGUGGGCAGGACGCUGGUGGACAAGGCCACAUGGACGUGGGGUCCCGACGGGCACGGCGCCAUCCUGCUGGUGAACUGUGACCGCGACGACCCCAAGAGCGGGGUGAUGGAUAACAGCGACACCGCCGUGCGCUCCUACGAGGACCUGAAGGACAUGUCGCAGAUGGUGCUGCGCACGCGUGGUCCCCGCACCAUCUUCACCGGCCACCGCCUUGUCCUCCACGUGGAUUUCGGCGAGGCUGACAAAGUCGGCGUUUUCUACGGCGGCAACAGCGUCUCGCUGGAGGAGUACAAGCACGUGCUGGGGGGUCAGAAGCUCGCCUACGCCGUGAAGCCCAGCCGGCACCAGGAGGAGAGCAUCUUCUUCGUGGAGGGGCUCUCCUUCCCCGACGCCAGCUUUUCAGGGCUGGUUUCCUUCCACGUCACGCUGCUGGAGAGCCCCGAGAAGGGCUUGCUGGAGAUGCCGAUCUUCACGGACACGGUGGUUUUCCGCGUGGCUCCUUGGAUCAUGACGCCCAACACCCUGGCGCCGCUGGAGGUCUUCGUGUGCAGUGUGGAGGACAACGAGGACUUCGUGGCGGCCGUCAGUGCCCUGGCCGAGGAAGCCAAGUGCCCCGUGACCAUCUGCCCACUGCUGGAGAACCGCAACGACCGCUGGAUCCAGGAUGAGGUUGAAUUUGGCUAUGUGCAAGCCCCCCAUAAGACGUUCCCUGUGGUCUUCGACUCACCCCGUGACCGAGGGCUGAAGGAUUUCCCCGUCAAGAGCAUCCUGGGCCCUGAUUUCGGGUACGUGGCUCGGGACGUGCAGAAGGACGCCUCCAGCCUCGACUCCUUCGGCAACCUGGAGGUCAGCCCGCCGGUGACGGUGGGGGGCAAGGAAUACCCGCUGGGCCGCAUCCUGAUCGGCAGCAGCUUCCCCAGGUUCGGUGGCCGGCGGAUGGCCAGGGCCGUGCGGGAUUUCCUCUUUGCGCAGCGGGUGCAAGCACCCGUGGAGCUCUACUCCGACUGGCUCCACGUCGGGCACGUCGAUGAAUUCCUCAGCUUCGUCCCUGCCCCUGAUCGGAAGGGUUUUCGGCUGCUCCUGGCCAGCCCCAGCGCCUGCUACCAACUCUUCAAGGAGAAGCAGGAGCAAGGUUUUGGGGAGGCAGCGAUGUUUCAGGGACUGCAGGCGGUGCCCAAGCCAACCAUCAACGAGAUCCUGGCUAACGAAGCGCUCCGGAAAUUCAACAGCUACGUGCAGAACUGCAUCAGCUGGAACCGGGACAUCCUGAAGCGGGAGCUGGGGCUGGCCGAGCAGGACAUCAUCGACAUCCCCCAGCUCUUCCAAGGCAACGAGCAAGCCCGCGCCAACGCGUUUUUCCCUGACAUGGUGAACAUGCUGGUGCUGGGCAGGCACCUGGGCAUCCCCAAGCCUUUCGGGCCACUGGUGGCCGGGCAGUGCUGCCUGGAGGAGCGCGUGCGGGCGCUGCUCGAGCCCCUGGGGCUCUCCUGCACCUUCAUCAACGACUACUACUCCUACCACGUCCUCUCCGGAGAGGUCCACUGCGGCACCAACGUCCGCCGCAAGCCCUUCGCCUUCAAGUGGUGGCGCAUGGUGCUCUGAGCCACCCUGGCUUUCCUCCUUUUUUUCCCCCAAAUCCUUCUCCCCAUUCCUGCAAGUGCCUUCAGCAGCGGUGGCCCCCCCCCACAGCUCCCUGUUGGAAAUAAAACCAGGGCUGCGGCUUGCUCCCAGCUUCCUGCCUCUUCCUGGGUGCUCAGGCUUGAAGUUUUGCUGUGAAUGGGGUGAUUUUUUUUUUGUAUUUAUUUUUUUUUGGACUCUGUGGUGCCCUUGGCACGAUGCUGUGGGCUGACAGCAGGUGGUGGGACAUUGGCAUUGCUCUCCCGGCACAGGAAUCGAAGAUCUAUCUAAAGGGUGCAGGGAAGAGAGUUUGGAGGGAUUAUGCAGUCCUGCUGCAGUGAUGCGUUGUGGAAAAGGGAUGUGGAUGUGUGCAAAAAAAGUCCCCAUACAUGCAUGCACAAAAAUGCACUUGCAGGCUCAUAAAAUAUACACGAAUGCACCAAAAAUAUGAAUGCCUAACACACGCGCGUGUACACAAAAUACAUGCACACAAGCACCCAUGUAAGCACACGUACACAUGCAUGGAAAAAAAAAUGCACAGAUGCGUGCCCAAAAACGAGUGCGUGGACAAGAGUACAGACAAAAAUACCUGCGUGGACAAAUGCACCCGAAGAAACGCAUGCACAAAAAUAAAUGCACGCAUGCACAAAAACCACACGCAUGCACACACAUGCACACACUGCUUUUUGCUUGCAAAAUCCCAGGGAGAUAGUGGAGAGCUAUUUUGGGGCUGAGCACCGUGUCAGCAGCAGGAUGGUGCCCUCUAACGGCUGCGGAUUUGCUUUUGGCGAUACUGGGGCAGGGCCCGUGUUGCAUUGAGCAUCCCAAUCCCUUCUGGUUAAAAAAACAAAGAAAAAGGGGGCAGGCAGAAAGGAGGGGAGAUGCCAGGGCAGGGUGCUGCGCCCAGCCAAAUAUUUGGGACUGGGGUGUGCAUCGGGGCCGAGGAGCGGAGCCAAGGGGUGUACACAAUGACGUUGUUUAUUUAAACAUUUACUCCAAGAAAUAUAAAAACAAACAUGAAGAAGACAAUUACAGCACUAAACCAGGAACCUGUCGUCUCACCUAAAAGGAACGCUGCUCAGAGAGCCUCGUGGUUUAUUAUUAUUUUAUUCUUCCAGCCUCCUCCUUCGCUCGCCCGCUGCCAGGACACAGCGGCACAUGGGGGAGAACAUCACCAGGAGCAUCGAUCCGAGCCUCAAAUAUUUUGUGUAAAAGCAGGACAAGCCCAAAUUGCUUUUGGGGGGUGAAAGUGGGUUUUUGCUGUUUUUUCCACCCCUAUCAUGCAGCAUCUGCAGCAUCCCCUCGUGCCCAUUUGGGGUAGGCAGCUGAUGGUGAUGAGCUUGAAAUAUUCAUCGCAAGUAGAAAAAAAAUUGGGGGAUAAGGCUAGAAAAGCCCCGCUGUGGGGUGCUGCAUGCUCCCACCUCCUCACCACCCAUUUUUGGAAGGGCUGGGUGCUUGCAGCAAAUGCUAGUAUUGCUCAAGAAAACAGAAUAUCCAACUUCUCCACCCUGCUGCUCUCCUUGUCCUGGAAGCUUUGACUCUAACACACUGAAACAAACCCCAAAAUAAACCCCAAAGCAAACAUAAAGAACCCCCUUUUAAUUCUUUUUUUUUUUUUUUUUUU